UCCUAUCGAUAUUUAUUGUGCAUGGCCUGGGAGGUGGUGCCAAAGCGGGUGUAGAGCCCCCCCUAAUAAAUCCCCGAACAAGCCACCGAUAACAAAAAAUAUUUAUAUUUCUUUUUGUGAAGAUAAUCAGAGAGCCGCCUGCACCCACAUUGGAUAUAAUUUGAUAUUCGAAAACGUUUUGUGCUUGCAUUCCGGAUUUCAAUCUAAGGCAAAUCCCCAUCUGGAACGUACUCUAGCAAACCAAUACGGAAAUAUGAAUAGGUUUUGGAUAAUCGCUUUACUUUUAGGAUUACAGCAAACAAAGCCAAUAAAUGGACAAUCGGAUGUGGAGGUGCAAUUAGUGGUCCCCAGAUAUGUGGAGCGCGGCUCCAGCGCCACAUUCAAGUGCAGGCACAAUGUCCAGCCGGAGAUCCUGUUCAAGGUGACAUGGCUGAAGGUUGACAAGGGCAAGUUCUUCGAGUUCAUAAACGGACGGAAUCCGCCGUUCCGGAAUUCCACCAUCGAGGGGGCCGAAAUUGACUGGGACAAUUCCAACGAGCAGCAGGUGACUCUGAAGGAUGUCCAGUUCGAUCUAUCCGGCCAGUUCUACUGCGAGGUCUCCACGGAUACACCCAUUUUCACCAAGGCCAGUGCCGACGAGCUCAUGAGCGUGUUCCUGCCGCAGACGGGUCCGCCCACCAUUAAGUUUCGCAAGCGAACGCCCUUCGCGGUGGGCGAGAAACUUUUCGCCCUGUGCAACACCACCCGCGGACGCCCCGCCCCCCACAUCACGUGGCUAAUCAAUGGGAAAAAGGUGGAGGACAAGUACGUGCGCACCCACCACGUGUUCUCCUUCAAUGGGAAGCACCAGCGUCGCACGCAGCAGCAGCAGCAGACGCAGCUGAGUCAGCAGCAGCUGCAGCAGCAGUUCUACCAGCAACAGUACUAUAACCAGUACCACCAGCAGUACCACAUCCCUGUCGGCCAAUUUAUGGACCGCUACGACAAGAGCCUACGCUGGCCAGCCGGAGCAAGAGCGGAUGAGUUUCCGCACUUUGUGUCGCACCACCACGAAGGACACGGCCACCAUGGUGGCGGCAGCAUCUACAACAAUCCCUUCGGAUCCCUGGCCAACUACCACGACGUGGGCGAGUUCCAUGAGGUUCACCAGCGCAACUAUGACAUCAACAAGAAGCUGGAGAUCAAAAAGCAGCAGCAGAUGGAACUGAAGAAGCACAGAAACAGCAACCGCAAGUACCGGCGCCACAUAAACGAGAACGCCUUGGGCAUCAUUCGCAGCACCCUGAACAGCGGUGGCUUUGGUCCACAGGCGCCCAAUAUGAACAAGGAGCUGGGCAUUCCCUCCAAUGCCGGUCCCAUGAACCAGCUGGCGGCGGGCUACCAGCGACCGCUCUCGCAUCCUGGCGGCGGGAGUGGUGUGGCAGCUGCAGCUGCUGCCGUGACCGCUGCCCAGCAGGAGAAGGGAAUGUUCAGCAUCAGUCAGCUGAACAUUGAGCUCACCGAGGAGCAUGUGGGCAGUAAUGGGCGCAUGGAGAUCACCUGUCUAUCGACGAUCCCAGCCACGGUGGGACAGGGCGAGCAGUACGCCGACUACAAGACGUACUCCGUGAAAGUUGAGGUCGAGCGCCAAGUUGCCUCCUCCACGUCAACGGCUCCGCCCAGCAUCGGAAUGGCGGCGCUGGGCAACGGUAAUGGACAUGGCAACGAGACCUCUGCCGGACGAAGGGCGCACGGUGGGGCGGUGUUGACGCACCUGUGGUCGCUGGCCCAGCUGCUGCUCCUUGUCCUGCUGCCCCUCAGCUACUAGAGGGACAGUGCAGGACACUGAGUAGGAGCCGGGAGAGGAGAAGACCACCGACGUACUUGCACACUCUGCAUGGUAGAAGGUAGAGCUACGGCCAAUCCAAGGGCAAUCACAUCAUCAUCAUCAUCCACAUCCACAUCGAGGACAAAAGCUGCAUCGGAGAAACCAAGUUGGAUUUUUUUGUAAAUUGUAUACCAAAUUUUUAAUCUGUUUGGAAGCCAAGAGAGAGAGCUCGAUUUAGCAGGAAAAUUAGCAGAGAGCUCAAAGGGGCAGAGGACAAUGCCGGGCGAAAGGAUUAAGGGAAUGUUACUUUUUUGCAUUUGUGCUGCUUGCCUUGGUCGGCCAAUUUAAAUAGUUUACUUGUAAAUAACUGCAGAUGAGCGAGGGAAGCGGCCGGGGAAUUUCAGCUUGUCUAGUUUUUUGUUGGUAGUUUGUGCGGCCACAGUGCCAAAGAGAAUGUUUGUAAUUAAGUUGCUGGCCGAGGGGAACUGCAGUUCUAUAGAAGAAUAGGCAUUCCCUUCCGGCCAGUGGCCAUUUUUUGGAGCACAAGGAUAAUUUUGUAUAGCUAAUUGAACACGAGAGAGAGGGGCUCAAGCCCCUGUGCUGAGAAACCAAACUUUGUGCUCUUCAAGGUCAGGCCUUGUCAAAAGUUUUUGGGCAAAUGCCGCUUCCCCUCUGGGAAAUCCAAAUGCAAACAGCCAGAAUUGAUUGGGUUGAAGGUUUUUAGGCGUUUCAAAGCAGCCGCUACGAAGCAUGUACCUAAAAUGCAUGAUCUUACACAGUGCAGUAGAGAACUACCGAAGGACAAACUGAAAACUCACAAAUUGAAAAACGAAAUUAAUGGAGACAUAUUUUUUACGGUAUUGUAGCGCUUCAGCUAGUCAAGGAUAAGGAUAGUCAGGGAUGUGGCAACUGAGGAGGGUUAGGCUAAGAAUUAGGGCAAUUGAAUUUAAGCGCCAGCCAGCAGCAGCAGCAAGUUAAAUACGAGUACCGUGCCCCUAACCGUACCCCAACCGUACCCCGUACCAAAGUACCCCGGAAAUAAACGUUUAAAUGUAAAAUAAUUAGACAGUUAAACCAAGAAGCUUACAGAAACAAUCAGUGUUGAAAACAUUUUGAGAAAACAAAGACAACAAAAAACAAAAGGACAGGCGGACCGAGAAAUGGCGCCCAAUAAGAUGGGGCAAGAAAUGGUGCCCAACAUGGCGGCCACAAAAAGGGCGCAGUUGGCGGCGCGUGGUGACCCGGGAAAGGGUCAAGACCCAGAGGGUUCGGCCACUCCGCCAAACAUUACGACGCUUAUUUAUUUAUUUUCAUUUCGGCCCCCUUAUUUUCGGUUCGUUGUGUGUGUAAAUGGUUAUGUCGUUGCAAUGGAGCGUUUAGUGUGUAGUUAGGAAAAUAUUUGCCGUUGCGAUUAAUUGUUUUCGUUUUUCGUUAGCGUUUUUCGGCCGCUUAAGGGAGUUAAGUAAAGCAAAGUAAAUCGCAGUGCUUAAAACUAAGUGCGGAUGUAUAUUUAGGAGCGCGCUUUAAGUGUCUAUGGCUAGAGGAGCAUUUUAAACACACGUAGCAUAACAAUGUAACUAUGUAAAGCAAGAUGAUAGCGACAACAAAACACGGACAACCCGGCAAAGUAAAUAUAUGUAAAGCAAUUAGUGGACUAGUCUAUACUCUAUACUAUACCGUAUAUACAUAUACACGAAACCAAAAUUAAAUGAGCGUCGCGUCUGUAUUGUGUGUGUAAUUAGGCUUCUAUUUUGACUUCUACUCGACGAUGGCGAAACCAAACAUAAUGUUAGUAAUACAAUUAAGCCUGCGAUGUUCUCCUACAGUUUGAACGAACGUGCGAAUCAGUUAAAGCAAAACAAACACUUGACAAUUAACAAUUAACAAUUGACAAAACCAAUUACAACUGCAAAUUGCAAAAUCUUGCCACAGUUGAAACAUUUUCCCGCGGUUGUCUCUCUCCUCAGUGAGUGCACACCGAUCGGAUAAUGCUUGAACGGACUACAAAACAAUUUUUAUAAAUGAAAUAUACUUAAUUAUGAUAACGGUGACAUCACGUGAAUGUAAUUGAAAACAAAGUUCAUAUUAUGUAUGAAAAUAUGGCUAAAAUGUCUUAUGCAGGUAUUGACGUCUUCCUAUGCUACGCUGUCUAUUAUUAACAGAAACAAAACAAAAAUUGAUUACAUUUAUAAAUUAUACAUUACGAUAGGUAUGCAUGCAAAUUUACUGAUUGCAUGCACUAAGAACUAAAUAAUAAAUAAAAAUGAAAAUGAAAAACAAAAGCAUAUUAUUAACACUUAUACACGACAAAUGGAAAUGCUUUAAUGUUAACCCAUGAUUUAUUCCUCUGUUUAGUCAAGACCGUAGAUUAUAUACGUACAUAUAGUUUUAGUUUUAGUAACAAUAUUAUGAUUAUGGUAUGCUAAUUUCCAGCCAUCAUUCAAUUCCAGAUAAUUUGAUUUGAUUUGUGAACUGUGGCGGGAGCUAUUUCCCACUCACCUAUCGGUUUGUGAAUCACUCGUACUAGUAAAUGUUUCCCACCAAUCUAUGAACAAGUGCAAACACACAUCACAACAUUACACUCGCCUACACGACCCAGCUUCCCACUUCCCACUUUCCCAGAGUACCCACUCGAUGUCAUACAUACACACACUCCACCCCACUUGUCUGUUCGUCUGUAUAAAUAUGCAAACUGCGUGUUGUCUACAUUCGAGAGUCUGUUGUCUCAGCAUAUAUCUGCAUGAAUGUGCAUAAUUGGCCAAGGACUAGAACUAGGAGAACCCCAGUCCUAGUUACAGUCGUGUCUACUAAUUAUGGGCCAUGCAUUCUAGCUCUCACUCACUCUCUCUCUCAAUCUCUGUAUCGAACAUAUAUAAAUGUGUAACUGUGUAAAAACUCUGUAUUUAUAUAGAUCGAGUAAGAGUACGUUAAGUGUGGCAGCAAUUCGCAAAACAUAUCAUAAAUGUUGUAACAUUUUCUCUACGCCAGAGAGACGAGUCUCGCGCCAAUUAACAUUUUUCAUGCUAAGCAUAUGGCAUUUAAGCCGUUUAACUAUAAUUGUUUGUUGAGGCCGAUAAAAGCAGUGGUAUGCAGACCGAAUGGCAUUCAUAUGCAAGUCAAUGGAAUGGCAUUAUGACGAUCGAUAUACAAAUCCGAACAUUAUAUUUAAAUGUUGUAUUUUGAUAGGUCGAAAGUCGAACAAAGGCACGACGACUGUGACUACCUUUAUCAUUUCACUCACAUCAAAAUCUUCCAAUCACACAUAUCAUUGCGUAUUGAACAAAGAGCAUAAAUUAUACAAGAUAUAUAUUGAAAUUAUGUAUACAACAUGGCAUACGGGAAAACCCCGAAGAUGAAUAAGAGAUGUAUAAAAUAAAUAUAUAUAUUUAUAGAGAAAAGGGCAUUAUUUAUUAAUUUUAAAACACAUACACCACAAAAAGCUUUAACUUUUUGUUCCCAUUGUUUAUCGGACACACAUUGAUAUAAUCGCACAAAGGCAUAUAUAAAAGUAUUCGAUAUUGGAUUCAACCUUAUUUCAAUUUCCCUCAUUUGUAUUGUAUAAAAUGUAUUAAGGUCUAAGAAAUUGUCUAGCGGAAUAGCUUGAAUUGUGGCUAAUCUUUUGAUUAAACUGAAUCCAAUUGAUACAAAUUGAACUCGAUAAACGAUUUAAACGAUUAACAGAUUUACGUAACGUGAACGUAAAUAUUUAUUUAUAGAUACAGACAUACCAAGCGAGCGAUACAAUGUAAGAACUGCAACCUAUGCAAGUCACACGCAAAAAUAACUGUGGAAUAUGUGUAUUAUUAUGAGUAUACUAACGCUAAGUACCACGAAUAUUAACCAGAGUCACAGCCGAGCAGCGGCUAACUAAGUGUAAAGUUUAAAACGUGUAAAAAUUGAAGCGAUGAACAACAAUUACGAUUACAAACUCAACCCAAAUUAUGGCGCCUACUGCUUGGCCAAUCUACUACACUGAAAAAAAGGAGAUAUACAGCAUAUUAAAUAUACAUACAGAAUACGAAUAUUUGUGGUAAA
Drosophila serrata is the source of this 5842-nucleotide messenger RNA. It is a transcript of the gene beat-VII, whose product is annotated as Immunoglobulin domain-containing protein beaten path VII. The record is from RefSeq and is a predicted model, not a curated record. Lineage: Eukaryota; Metazoa; Arthropoda; Insecta; Diptera; Drosophilidae.